AUGUCAACCCCGCUAGAAGAACAGGAGAAUGAAAUAGAAGUUCUCCAGUCCAUAUACGAGGAUAAUUUCCAUCUUCUCUCCACAAAGCAAAAGCACAAACACUUUGAAAUAAAUCUUUAUGGCCACGCGUGCGACAAUAUGGAGACUGUAGUCUCCUGUACUCUCUAUUUCAAAUAUAGCUCUAAAUACCCAUCAGAUGGUCCUCAUUUUGAAAUUCGUUCUCCCGAGGGGAUCAGUGAUGAUCAAAAUGCCGAAUUAGUCACACUUAUCAACGAAGUAAUCGAACGUUCAAUUGGUGCGAUUAUGAUCUUUGAUAUUGUCUCCGAAGUCCAACAGAAACUUGAUGAGUACACUGAUAAGCUUAUUAAUGACUUAACAGCUCGUAAGGAGAAGCAAGCCAAGAUCAAAUCUCUCGCAGAAGCAGAAAGAGAGAAAGAGAAUGAACGGAAGUUGUGCUCUGGAACUCCUGUGACUGUGGAGUCUUUUAACGCAUGGAAUAAGGCAUUUUUAGCCGAGUUAGCCGCUAAAAAGGAGGCUGAGGAGACGAAGAUUAAAAAAUCUCAAUCAAGCGGUGCUCAACCAGUCAAACGACUCACAGGUCGUGAAAUGUUCCUUCGUGAUGAUCAAUUUGAUGAAUCAGACCUUAAAAUCCUGGAGGAAGAGGGUGGCGAAAUUGUUGAAGUGGACGAAAAGUUGUUUGUUGAUAUUGGGGAUCUUGAUUUGUCCGCCAUAGAAUUGGAUGAUUUCAAUGUGGCUGGAAGUGGUGAAGGUAGUAUUGUUGCUUGA
Rodentolepis nana is the source of this 786-nucleotide messenger RNA. The record is from the annotation of a GenBank genome assembly. Lineage: Eukaryota; Metazoa; Platyhelminthes; Cestoda; Cyclophyllidea; Hymenolepididae.